This is a messenger RNA of Pistacia vera, 681 nucleotides long. RefSeq names its product F-box protein SKIP23-like. Bases 1 to 681 code for a protein of 226 amino acids. The record is from RefSeq and is a predicted model, not a curated record. NCBI's taxonomy places the organism in Eukaryota, Viridiplantae, Streptophyta, Magnoliopsida, Sapindales, Anacardiaceae. The transcript has a single exon.
AUGGCGUUGAUUAGUGAAGGCCGAGUGGGCGUGUGGGGAAGCAAAAACGAGAGAUGGGCGAUCAUAGAUUUUGGUUAUGAAAGUUUUUACUGUAAAGAUAUCAUUUAUCACAACAAGAAACUCUACGCUAUGGGAUUCGACGGCUUUACUGUUGCAGUGGAUCCCAAGUCUCUGAACGUCACUGAAGCUGCCACGGCUCCUGGAAAAUCCCAAUCACAUCUUAUGAUGCACUCUCUGGUAAAAUCAAGGGAUGAUCUGUUUCUGAUCAACACGUAUUGGUUAUACAAAUACUACCAACAUGGUUCUCUCUUGGGUCGGAUUCGUUUGGAUGUUUUCAAACUUGACGACGAGAAAUGCGAGUGGAUUGAAGAAGAUGGAUUGAAAGAUCAAGUGUUGUUUUUAGGUGAAGAUGUUUCGUUCAUGCUUUCAGCGAAAGAAUUUCCUGCGUGUAAAGGGAAUAGCGGUUAUUUGAUGUAUAUGGAUUUGUGUGGAGUUGAGUUUGAUUUUUAUCCUUCCACAGAGGAUGUUGCGUAUUUUGACUUGGAGGAUUCGUCGCCGGGAUCUCAACCGGGGGCUCUUUCAAAAUAUUGGGAGGAUUUCUGGCCUCUACCCACUUGGUUCGGGCAGAAGACGAAUUUGAAGUUGAGCAUGGUUGAAAAGAUCACGCAUGCAGAUGCAUAA